GGCCAACCAGGCAAUUCCUGGGCUUUGCUCAGGAGACACCACGAGCCAAGGCCCGUUCCCGGUGGGUUUGCCAGGGAUUGCUCCGCUCUGAAGGGGAAGGAAGUUUAAUAACAUGGAUUAAGGGAGUUUAGUGACAUGAACGAGGCAGUUCUGGGGCAUUUGGACCAGCAUUUUGAAUGUCAUUAAUUAACUAAUUUAAGCCCAGCACUGAGGCCACCCUUUCCCUGCAGGCACUGCCCAUCCCUCAGGCAACCUGCGGAGGAUGUUGGACAAACAUGUUCCACUUUAAUCCCUUUCAACCCCCUACAUUCGUCUUCCUUCACGCUGCUCCCAGCUCAGGAGGCAGAAAACACUGGCAAUGACCUGAGAUAGCAUGAAAUAAAUGUUGGCUCUGUCUGAUUUCUCAGGAACAGAUAAAUCCCCUUUUUCCUAAAGCAGGUGUGUGGGAAUUCACACUCACACGGAGCCGGCGAGGGGUCAGGGACGUGUGUUUGGAAAACAAGCCCAUCAGGAGCUUCUUGGAGAGCCUGAAGUGUCCUCUCCAAGAGGCAAAGCCUUUCUUGGGUUGAGCACGACCUCGGGAAGGAUGAGCCACGUGAGAGAUGCCUGAGGAUUCUUUGCUUACCCGGAGCUGAAAAGGGGAGGAAGGCACAGGAGGGAACACGAUCCCGCUCUAUAAAUACCUUCAAGAAGGCAUGGCAGAAGCCGUGGGCUCGAGCAGGGACUGCCUGCAGGCCGGCGAGUCGUGCACCACUGACCCCGUGUGCAGCGCCAAAUUCCGGACCCUGCGGCAGUGCAUCGCCGGGAAUGGGGCCAACAAGCUGGGCCCCGACGCCAAGAGCCAGUGCAGGAGCACGGUGACGGCCCUGCUCUCCAGCCAGCUCUAUGGCUGCAAGUGCAAGAGGGGCAUGAAGAAGGAGAAGCACUGCCUGAGUGUCUACUGGAGCAUCCACCACACCCUCAUGGAAGGAAUGAAUGUCCUGGAGAGUUCCCCCUACGAGCCGCUCAGCAGGGGCUUCGAUUACGUCCGCCUGGCCUCCAUCACUGCAGGGUCGGAGAACGAGGUGACGCAGGUGAACCGGUGCCUGGACGCGGCCAAGGCCUGCAACGUGGACGAGCUGUGCCAGCGGCUGCGCACGGAGUACGUGUCCCUGUGCAUCCGGCGCCUGGCCCGCGCCGACUCCUGCAACCGCUCCAAGUGCCACAAGGCCCUGCGCCGCUUCUUCGACCGCGUGCCCCCCGAGUACACCCACGAGCUGCUCUUCUGCCCCUGCGACGACACGGCCUGCGCCGAGCGCCGCCGCCAGACCAUCGUCCCCGCCUGCUCCUACGAGGCCAAGGACAAGCCCAACUGCCUGGCGCCGCUGGAUUCCUGCCGGGAAAACUACGUCUGCAGGUCCCGCUAUGCAGAGUUCCAGUUCAACUGCCAGCCCUCCCUCCAGGCUGCCAGCGGGUGCCGGAGGGAGAGCUAUGCUGCCUGUCUGCUGGCCUACACUGGCAUCAUAGGCAGCCCCAUCACCCCCAACUACAUCGACAACUCCACGUCCAGCAUCGCUCCCUGGUGCACCUGCAACGCCAGCGGGAACCGGCAGGAAGAGUGUGAGACCUUCCUGCGCCUCUUCACCAACAACGUCUGUCUCCAAAACGCCAUCCAGGCCUUUGGCAACGGGACGUACCUGAGCUCGGCCGCGGCCCCCUCCAUCCCCCCCACCACACAGAUGUACAAGCAGGAGCGAAACGCCAACAGGGCCGUGGCCACCCUCCGAGAGAACAUCCUGGAGCACCUCCAGCCCACCAAGGUGGCAGGGGAGGAGCGGCUCCUCCGGGGCUCCACCCGUCUGUCCUCAGGGACCUCCAGCCUGGCAGCCCCUUCCCCCUGGGCAGCCUCUCCGCUCUGGAUGUGGCCUCUCCUCGCUCCUGCCGUGCUGAGCCUCUCCAGGAUGUGAGGCAGGGCAGGAACGCGCCGGGCACAGACUCGAUUUGGUGUUGGUUUCUUUACAAAACAACCGGAGCAGUAACUUUUUCGGGAGGAGGGAGGGGAUGGGAAGGAGAGGUGCGGAUUGGGCAUCCCUCCCUCCUCCUCCUCAUCCCUCUGCCAGUUUAUUUGAUUUUCUACAAUCGGCAUCGUCGACAACCGGCUCAUCCUUGGUCCUGGUCACCUUCCCACCCCACAGCUUGGUUGUUGUCUCUCCAGUUCUCCCUGGAUGGGGUUGGAGCCAUGGACAGUCCCCUUCAAAAAGAGGAAGGAGAGAGUUGAUCCAGGAUGUGGGAGCUGCAAAGGAAAUGCUUUUGCCUGCCCCAUCCAGGAGGGGAAAGACUUUGGAUGGAUGGAGGAGCUGUCAGGAGGUUUUCUGAAGCCCUGACUUGUGCCCGGGGGCUCUUGGCAGGACAAGUCAAACCAUGUGGAGCUCAGACGGUCUCCAGGGAUGCUCAGGACCCAAAGGACAACCCACCUGGUUGCUUCAGACUGAAGAAACCAGAGCAGUGGUGAAAAGGUCGUUGGGUUCGUUCUCCGGAGAGGAACCUGAAGCACCUCUGGGGCGGAGCAAGUCACCACACUCCGAACUGGCUGGCAGGGAUUCUCCACCCUCUGGAAAAGCAGAGUACAACCAGCAUGUAUCUCCCAGCUGCCACCCACCCCUCGGGCCCUCCUUUUUGGGGAAACCUGUGUCAUAUGUUGCUGGUGUUCAGGAAGAAACACGUGUGUUGCGUUUUGUUCCCGGCUGGUUUUCGUGUCCCGACCCGAGAAUCCCAAUCCUCUGGUCCUGUCAAGUGUUUGGGGUGGGGUUUUUUUUUCUGUCACAUCCAAACAACCAGAGGCCAGUGUUGUCCCACUCCAAGCUGAGCUUUCUCCAUCAGGGAUCACUGUGUGAGCCCAACACAACCCACUCUCACGUGCUGCCUGUGCAUCCAUCAAUCUCAGUCUUCAGCCAGGGGAUUUCAUUGGUUUUCCUGGGAAGAGACAGAUAGGAAAGGUUUCUAGAUACCACCCUGAGGACAGAAAUAUCCAGGAAAGGCCAUGUCAUGGAUCAUGCUGUGGGUAGGGAGUGCAUUGCUGUGGUUCCCCCUCCUUGGAGAACUCUCCUCACUUGUGUCCAGGUGAGCAGGGGAAGGGCUUUUCCUCCUGCCAGGUCCUGUUUCUUCAGCCAAGAGGUCACCUGAACAAAGGGAAGUGACCCUUUGGACUGAGCUGCAGCCAGAGCUGGAGGGAGGUGGGGGCAAAUGUCUCUGGGGUGUCUUGGGUGGCUCUGGUGUGACCUUGAACUACCUGAGCAUUCCAAGGUCUUCCCUUGAGCUGAGGAGUCCCAGUGCCUUCCUGGAGGGCUGAGCCCCUUCCUACAUCAAGCCAGGAAAGAGGAUGUAAGGAAGGGUGAGAUGGCUUCCCAGGAUAAAUGUUGAUCCAGGCUGGCUGCCAUGGGAGGCACAGGAAUAACCUCAGAUUCUCCAGGAAUAUUUAGGCCUGGGAUUUGCAGCAGCCCCUUUCUCCCUUGGAUUGUGCUCCUCCAAGGAGCACCGUUAGUUCCUUAGCAUUUGGAUCCGUGGAAAGGCUUAGCAGCAGCUGACACAGAAGAAUCCAGUGCUUUUUAUUCCCAUUCCCUGCAGAACAUCUCCCAUUGUUUCCUGCUGCAGAUUUUGCUGGGGAACUGCAGCAGCUUCCUUGGGUUUUGGUCCAACGUGGAACCUCUCUCGUUUGGAGCUGAACACCUGUGGGUGUGACAGACACGGACAGAAAUCCUCCUGGUGCAUCCUUGUCCAAAGUUCCUGGCUUUCCUAAUCCAGGGCUGUGUAGAGGAACAUACCAAGAUCCAAGGCCUGUGUGCAGGGUGGGAACAUUCCAAGAUCCAAGGCCUGUGUCCAGGGUGCCAAGUCCCACCCUGAGCUGAGACUUCCAGGUGAGAACUUCACGGCCAAGAGGCUCACCCAGGUCAGGGAAGCAGGCAGAGAGGGAGAGCUCCAGGGAAGUCCUUUCCGAGUGCCAUAUCCAUGCACGGAGUUGAUGAAUGAUCCGUGAACGUCUCCCCUUCAUCCAGGACUUCAGUGUCCUCUGGGAGAGCAAGUGACACGACCCCAACCCUGCAAAACUCGUCUCCUCUGAGGUGGGAGGGGGAUGAAACUCUGAUGCUCAACCCUUCAAAGGCAAGGAACUACCUCAGCUCCAUGAGGUCACGCUGGGAAUUGCCUUCCUGUGCCCCUUUCCUUCCCAGUCCUGCAGUCAUUCCCUGCUUUUCCACACAUCCAGCCUGUCCCCACCAGCCUUUAAAGGCGCACAGGCUGAGUCUCUGCAGGCUGGGGACACAAGUGCCAGCUGCUCUCCAGGACCACCUACUCCUGGGGCUCUCGUGGCUCCACUCCUGGGGCUCUCACAGCUCAGUUCCAGUGAUGCUGAAGUGCCACUUUGCCAUUUCCUUCUCAUCCAGUGGAGGAAGAGUUUUUCUGGCUGGUUGGGAUGAUUGGAAAGCCCACCUGACCUCUCCUCUCAGGCUGGUGCUGUGGAAAACAGGUGUGGAGAAUCCAGAGGUCACCUAGUGCAGGACCCUGUCCCACAGCAGCAGCACCAGUGGUCUGUUUGCACUUUUUGGAAGGUUCAUCUUAAAUGAUUUUUAACUAUUUCAGUCAGAGGUGUCAUCAUUUCCCCUGGAUUUAUAUCAUAGAAUCAUGGAAUGGGUUGGCAGGAACCUUAAAGAUCACUCAAUCCAACCCCCUGCCAUGGGCAGGGACACCUUCCCCUAUCCCAGGUUGUUCCAAACCUGGCCUUGGACACUUCCAGGGAUAUCUUGCUUUUAAGACUCCUUAUGAUUUGUUGUCUCUAAGCAUCACAGCUGAAUGAGACCCUCAAUUCCCAUCUCCU
Molecule: messenger RNA, 4849 nt
Organism: Neopelma chrysocephalum (saffron-crested tyrant-manakin)
Lineage: Eukaryota; Metazoa; Chordata; Aves; Passeriformes; Pipridae
Product: GDNF family receptor alpha-4
Exons: 8
Coding region: 696-1946 (416 amino acids)
Biological process (GO): nervous system development
Cellular component (GO): signaling receptor complex; external side of plasma membrane
Molecular function (GO): glial cell-derived neurotrophic factor receptor activity
Source: RefSeq, a predicted model, not a curated record